AUGUUUGCCCAUUCCUGCGUCAAUUUGCUCUCUCCUCUCAAGUUUGCUCUUAAUUUUUACUUGCCCUUCAUUUGCAAAUCUUUUCAGCUCAUUCAUUCGUACAUUCCACAACUUGGCAUGUCCGCGUCUUCUAUUCUCGCCGCCACAGUUCCAGACAUGCCCAACUUUGUUAAAUAUUCCAUUUAUUACCGGUCAACUUUAUUUUCCACUUUAUUCUCCCCACCUCUGCCGCCUCGUCUGCAGGACUCAACGGAAAUUAGCGAAAUUCGUCUAGUUGCCAUGACGCUUUCUCAAGACUCUCUUGUCGACUCCUCUUCGCAUCGACGACCGCACCUUCGAGGCGUCCAGAGUGCGCUGUCUCCAAGCAUUCCCAGAAAAGAUUUCCCUUCUUUCGCUCGAAGGCAGCAUCGCCAGUUGACGGACAAUCGGAGCAAUGCUGCUGCCGAUGUUGUUGCUAUGGUUGCAUUCGUUCCCCAUUCGCUGGCCGGCGGCGGAGGCGAUCGCUGCGGCCGCCAGGACCGAAUCCCUGAUCCGGACGUUGCAGCUUCUAGCCGGCUCAACAAGAGGGCCAAGUCCGAGUCUCGCCGUCGUUGUUUGGCGGCAUCAAGU
This is a messenger RNA of Protopolystoma xenopodis, 609 nucleotides long. The record is from the annotation of a GenBank genome assembly. NCBI's taxonomy places the organism in Eukaryota, Metazoa, Platyhelminthes, Monogenea, Polystomatidea, Polystomatidae.